AUGGUCUUUUGUGCAGACUCACUCGAAGAAGUGAUUGAACCUUUAAAUAAAGGUCCUUAUCCUUCAAUUAGUUUGUUUUUGUCAUUUGGGAAUUUCAAAGACAUAGCAUCGCCUAUCGAAAAGAAAUACUACAAAGGUCAACAUUUUCACUAUCCUGUUGAAUUAAUGCUGAAAUUGACAGUCAUCAAGUUUUACCGCGAGAUACCAUUUCGCAAACUCAAAGAAAGUUUGACUCAAGAAGAUUUGGAAUGUUUAUUUACCUGUGAAGAAUUGAAAACUGGUGUGAAAAUACCGUCGGGUAAAACAGUUCAUCAUUUCCUUUAUUAUCGACUCGGUAAAGAAGGAGUAAUAGAUUUAAUGCAACUCUUGGGAAAAGAAAUCGUGCAUUAUCUUAACAAACCUGACUUCACUUCCGAACAAAAGAAUCUUAUUGUUGAUUCAACACCGUUGGAAGCCAGCAGAUAUUCAGAUGCGAAUUUUAAUUCUCACUAUAAAAUCUUCAUGUCGAAAGCCCAUAUUGUGUCAUUUUGUGGAUAUCCGCUAUAUAUGCGUUAUUCAAAUGGGAAUGACAAUGAUGCUCCAUUUGGACGUGAAUUGAUCCGUCAUAUUUCUGAGAUGAAACCAGAAGCUAAAUACUUUUUAGCUGAUGGCGGGUAUGAUAAUAAACAGAUGUAUGCUGAUAUUGUUCAGCUUCUUCACACAACUCCUAUUAUAAGUUUCCGUGAGGAUGCUGUUAUUGAUAAAUACGCAGAACCUGAUGCAAUUGACAGGAGAAUCAAUAAAUUAUGGAAAAGAGGAGGUGAUGUAUCGCUCCCAAUUGAGAAAAAAUUAGAGUUCCUCUAUAAUCUGAACCCAAUUUCAGUUGCCUCCAUGCUUGGUAUUAUUGCUUCAAAACUCGGUAUUUUAUCGGUUCGACGUGAACGGGAUGGAGAUCUUGGAAUUUAUGAAUUGAAACCACAGUAUGUAUCGAUGGUUACCCGUCUUCUUACUGCACAUUAA
This is a messenger RNA of Cylicocyclus nassatus, 999 nucleotides long. The record is from the annotation of a GenBank genome assembly. Lineage: Eukaryota; Metazoa; Nematoda; Chromadorea; Rhabditida; Strongylidae.